Saccostrea cuccullata (small rock oyster) is the source of this 918-nucleotide messenger RNA. RefSeq lists its product as uncharacterized. Gene Ontology annotation, molecular function: nucleic acid binding. The transcript is spliced from 2 exons. The record is from RefSeq and is a predicted model, not a curated record. Lineage: Eukaryota; Metazoa; Mollusca; Bivalvia; Ostreida; Ostreidae. Bases 1 to 918 code for a protein of 305 amino acids.
AUGUCUUGGGAGGAUUAUCUCAAGAAAGUGUAUUACGAUCCAUCCACGGCUGGAAGUUUCACCGGAGUGGAUAAAUUAUGCCGAUACGUUCAAAAAGAGGGAAAAUAUGAUAUCAGCAAGUACAAGGUACGCAAAUGGUUACAGAGACAAGAACCCUACAGUCUUCAGCGACCCAUGAGACGACAUUAUCGUCGCAACCAGGUAGUCGUCGCUGGUCUCGAUGAUCAAUGGGACGCUGAUCUCACGGACAUGACCAAAUUCAGCAAAGAAAAUGAGGGUGUGCAGUUCGAUCACAACAUAGAACAUUUUUAUUCUCAAAACACCGAAGUGAAAGCCAACUAUGCAGAAAGAGCCAUCAAGACGAUCAAAACUAAGAUGUAUCGUUACAUGACAUUUAAACAAUCCCAACGAUACAUUGAUCGUCUUCAGGAAUUCGCUCAGAGUUACAACAAGACGUACCACCGCACUAUUGACACCGAGCCUGAACUGGUUAGACCAAACAACGAAGAAGAAGUGCGCGUGUCAACAUUCCUGUCUCGAGAAGAGAUCUCACGCAAGCAAUCAAAGCGGCCCUACAAGUUCAAAGUGGGUGAUAAAGUGCGCAUUUCGAAAAUAUCAUCCAUUUUUGACAGAGAAUACGAUCAAAAGUGGUCUGGUGAAAUUUUCAUCGUGUUUCGACGUUUCCUGAGGAACGGCAUUCCAGUGUAUAAACUGAAGGACUACAAUGACGAAGCCAUUACGGGGACAUUUUAUCAACCGGAACUCCAAAAAGUGGAUGUUAGAGACGAGGAUACGUUUAAGAUUGAAAAGAUCCUCAAGACCCGUGGAAGAGGACCAAACAAGCAAUAUUUUGUGAAAUGGCUGCAUUGGCCAAAGAAGUUUAAUUCUUGGAUAAAUGCUGAUGAUAUGGCUGCGUAA